UGGAAGCUGUUUUAGCGCGAAACUAAUCACGAGCUACGGAACCCUCCUCCAGAGACACAACGACAUUCCACUGUCUACCCCACAUUCACACAGCGCAGCGAUGCCUGGUCUCGUCCGGAGUGGGCGGAAGCGCCCUUCGCCUGAAGAGUCCGAAGACUCCUCCGACUCAGACCUGCCCACACCCGUCUCUGUCAACGGCAAACGCGCUCGCUAUGGCCGCGACGCGUCUGACAGCAGUCCCGCUCCUUCGAAUGGCAACCACAACCGCCAGCACACCCAGAACCUUUCAGCAAACGGUGCAUACAACGAGGAUGUCUUUCAGUCUGGAUCGAUCGUACGAGUCAAACUCAAGAAUUUCGUCACGUAUACCGCCGCCGAAUUCCACCUGGGGCCCAGCUUGAACAUGAUCAUCGGACCAAACGGAACAGGAAAGAGCACACUCGUAUGUGCCAUUUGCUUGGGUCUAGGGUGGUCAUCUGAACAUUUGGGAAGAGCAAAGGAAUUGAGCGCAUUUGUCAAGCAUGGUGCCGAUGAAGCCGAGAUCGAGAUCGAACUGGCCAAAGCGGAGGGCAUGCGGGCGAAUCCAGUUGUCACACGUAUAUUGCGCAGAGCGGAUAACAAGACAGUCUUUCUGCUCAACGGAAAGCAUUCAACCAAAAACGCUGUCAUGGAGAUGUGUAAGCGCUUCUCUAUCCAGAUCGACAACUUAUGUCAAUUCUUGCCUCAGGACCGGGUUGUGGAGUUUGCCAAGAUGAAGGAUACAGAGCGACUGCGAGCAACUCUGGGUGCUGCAGCUCCUCCAGAAAUGAGCGAGUGGCAUGACCAGCUCAAGGUUCUGCGUGAAGAAGAAAAGGUGCUUGAGGUCAAGCGACACAACGAUGAAGAGCAUCUUAAGAAGUUAGAAGCCCUGCAGAACACUACACGAGGAGAUGUUGAGAGGUGGAACCAGCGCCAAGAGCUCGCAUCGAAAACGGUAGCUCUCGAGAAAGUCCGACCGAUCAUCCAAUUAAGGCUACACAAACAGGAGUUCGAACGGGUGAAGGCAAAUUGGGAAGCAGCAAAACAGGAGUUGACGCAACUCCAUGAAGAAGUUGAGCCCAUCAGGCAAGCUGGAGCGGCUGCGCAGACCUAUCAUGAUCAAGUCAACCAAGUUGUCCAACGACGCAGGCAGAUGAUGGACAUGAUCAAGAAGCAAGCAGAGAAGAAGGCCCAGGCGAUCAGCGCGGAGAACAAGACUAUCGAGGAACACCAAGGUCAAAUCACAAGCGAGAUGCGCGAUAAGCAAGGCCGACAACAGGACAUCGCUCGCUUGACAAAGAAAAACGCAGACCUCGAGCGAAAGCGGCAAGAACAGCCAGUCGAUUACGAUCGAGAAGCAUAUCAGCAGCGAAAAGAAGAGUUGCGUCAAGAGAUGUCAUCGGCCGAACGUCGGAUACUUGAUCUGAGGGGUACCAUGUCAUCUAUCCAAGCUCGAAUCCAAGAUUUCAGAGCUCAGAGGACUGCGGUAAAGCAACAACGAGAGCGCCUUGAUACUCAGAGUGGCAAGCAAACCAGUCUACUUCAGAAGAUCUCUCCAGAAACAGCCAAGGCUUGGGAGUGGUUCGAGAUGAACAAGGCGCAACUGCCUCUAAAGGGCGAAGUCCAUGGACCACCAAUCUUGACAUGUUCGCUGACAGAUCCCAAAUACGCGGACGCUGUUGAAAGUCAGAUGAGACUAGGUGAUGCCGUCGCUAUCACGUGCACAAACAAUGACGACCAGAGGCUCCUCCUUCGCGAAAUGACACAUAAAGAUAAGCUUGGGCUACAUGGCAUCUACCUCAGGACAUCGCCAAAGCCAUUGUCUGCCUACUCACCUCCCGUGCCUAACUCGGACUUAUCACAGUAUGGGUUUGAAGGCUACCUCCGCGACUACAUCACGGGACCCGACCCGGUCAUUGCAAUGCUUUGCGACAACGUAAGACUUAAUAGGGUUGCGUUUGUUACAAAAGCUAUCACCGAUCAGCAGCAUGCAGCUGCAUCGAGCAGUCCAAUCCAGGCAUGGGUCAGUGGCAGAGAAGCGUACAGGAUCACCACGCGAAGGGAGUACGGCGUAUCGUCUACCUCUGUCAACCACCUCAAGCGGGGACAGUUCUUUGUAGAUCAGCCUAUCAACUCAGAUGAAAAGUUGCAACUCGACGAACAACUACGCAACAUGGAUCGCGAAGGCUAUGAGAUGAAAACGGAACACGACGAGGCCAAGGCUGAAGUUCAGAAACUCAUGGAGGAAGUCAAAGCAGUGAAAGAACAAAGGGACGAGAUCGUAAGAGAGGAAAAGGAGAGGAAAAAGGCGAUUGCGGAAUGGGAAGCUCUUCCUCGCAUGAUUGACCAAAACAAAGCGGAGUUACAGCAGCACCUCGACCUGAACGCACAAACGAGCAACCGUAUUAGGGAGAUCAAGGCCCAGUCACGACAGUGUUCCCUCAAGAUUGCUAGCCUUACGCUGGAGUACGCUAAAUAUGUUACCGAGUUCCGUCGCCUCCAUGAAAACGUCGUCGAAGCUGAGAUUCGUCUGAUUGAAGCUGCAUCGGAAGUCAGGGCGCUCGAGAAGGAGAACAAGCUUGUCCUCGAGCGCCUCCGGUCGAGGGAGACUCAGGUCAAGCAGCUGGAGCAGGCUAAGAACACCAUGAAGGAAGAGAUUAGGAGAGAGCAUCGAGCAACUCAAGCGCUAGUCAACAGCUGCACGGAAGAGGAGCACGAGAUCGUUGUGUCGUACAAGGACCUCGAAUCUGUUGCUGCGCUGGAUGAUGAGAUUCAGUCGGUCAACGCCAGGCUCGAGAUGAUGUCUGCAGGAGACGGUUCAGUUGUUAAGACCUACGAGAACCGCGAAGUACAGAUCGGAAAGACCCGAGAUUCUUUGGAGAAGCACGUCGCAGCCUUGGAAGAAGCGCAGAGCAAGAUCGCGGAAAUUAAGGGCCCCUUCGUGGAGCAGCUGGAUGAACUCAUCGAGAAGAUCAGUGCUGCGUUCGCCCAUAACUUCGAACAGAUCGGCUGCGCUGGCGAAGUUUCGGUGUACAAGGAUGAGGACGACUUCAAUGCCUGGUCCAUCCAGAUCUCGGUCCGCUUCCGUGAGGGCGAGUCUAUGUCCGUCCUCAACGCCAACCGUCAAUCUGGCGGUGAGCGCGCUGUCUCGACUAUUUUCUAUCUGAUGGCCCUCCAAGACCUCGCACAGGCACCAUUCCGCGUUGUCGACGAGAUCAAUCAAGGUAUGGAUCCACGUAACGAGCGUAUGGUACACGAGCGAAUGGUCGACAUCGCCUGCCAAGAGCGUACGAGCCAAUAUUUCCUCAUCACACCGAAGUUGCUCUCGGGCCUGAAAUUCCACUCUAAGAUGAAGGUCCAUGUCAUCAACAGCGGUGAACACGUACCGAAGAGUACGACCUCCAAGGAUGAGUGGAACCUCAAGGACAUGGCGAAGGUUGCGCUUGCGGUUAGAGGACGUGUUAGUGCUGCUGCCUAAGCUCUCGGAGCAACACUUCUCGAUGGUUUGCAAAGGCGUUAUCGGUUGGGAGGCUAUCUCUGCAUUUUCCAUGGGCACAGAUACCAAGUUCGGGCCGUUUUACACAGUGAUGGGGGCGUAGCGUCAUCCGUACGACUGCUCUUGCGACAUCAGCUUCGCUUUGCUAAACAUAGCCGUGCUACUAUGCGUAACGCAUAUGAUAGCAAAACAAGCUCAUUCGAAAAAUAUUCUUUCAGCCUUUGCGGUGCAUAC
Macroventuria anomochaeta is the source of this 3748-nucleotide messenger RNA. Its product is annotated as structural maintenance of chromosomes protein-like protein 5. Lineage: Eukaryota; Fungi; Ascomycota; Dothideomycetes; Pleosporales; Didymellaceae. The coding region runs from base 101 to 3496 and encodes 1131 amino acids. The transcript has 5 exons. The record is from RefSeq and is a predicted model, not a curated record. Gene Ontology annotation, molecular function: ATP binding; ATP hydrolysis activity. Gene Ontology annotation, biological process: double-strand break repair via homologous recombination. Gene Ontology annotation, cellular component: Smc5-Smc6 complex.